UGUCGCGCGAUAAAUUCGUGUUCGAGAUCCAAAUGUAGCCAUCUUGUCCGACACGACGAUGCGAACAGGUGAUCCCUUGCGCCUGCUGGUGCUGCUCACUGCAGUGCCAUUAUCAAGUGCCGCGGUGCACCAGAGUUUCAAUCCAUCCACUGCGACCUGUUCGGCCCCAAUCCGAGCGCAAUUGGACCCGGCGCCGCUCUCAUCGCACGAUCAGGAUCUGCUCCAGCACCUGCUGCCCCAGCCGACUGUACGUAUGCCUUCAACAUGGCGACGCUCCCUUUGUCGAUUGAGAAGUGACGCACCGAUGCAAUACACAGAGCGAUCAACCAGCAGUCCGAGGCGAACUUCGAGCCCCUUUCCACAUUCCGUGCCAGCUCACGUCGUUCCCUCAUCUUCAAGAGUUCGUUGAUGAGAUCCACCAACAACACUUGGUCGGCUUCGAGGUGAAGGAAUACGCCCAGCCUCCUCACUUGAUCUUCUUUGACGAGAAUCAGCAAGUGGUGCAAACCAUUGUGGUGUCGCCGACGUGGACAGGAUUCGAACUCCGGGACCUAAUUCAGGACAGCAUGGGGGGCUAGUACAAUAUCGUUGGCUUGGUUAACAUGUUAAAAAAAAAACUCCAUUUGCUUAAUACUAGAUGCAAUAUCGUUGACGUUUUAUUGAAAAAAAAAA
This is a messenger RNA of Phytophthora nicotianae INRA-310, 672 nucleotides long. RefSeq lists its product as hypothetical. The record is from RefSeq and is a predicted model, not a curated record. Bases 59 to 409 code for a protein of 116 amino acids. Lineage: Eukaryota; Oomycota; Peronosporomycetes; Peronosporales; Peronosporaceae. The transcript has 2 exons.